GUAAGGGCGAAGCCCACUUGAGGGGCAGGGUGAAAGUUAGCCGCUCCGGGAUCCUAACUUGGGGAGAGAAGUGAUGGCCCGCGGUGUCACCUCCAACGGCGACACACUCUGGGUCGGCCCUGCGCUCCAGGCCUGAGAGGGGCGGUGGCGGCGGGGUCAGGGGCCGCACAGGAUGAUCCAGCAAUGGAGGAGAAAAUACUGCAAACUGGCUGAUUGCUCGUGAAGAAGAUGUUUUAUUUUUGUGACAGUCAUCUGUGGGAUCUGUAGUAGAAAUAUAAGUGCAGUCUUUUCAAAAACUUACUAUCAUUUUGAACCUUGCCUGUUGAGGAACCAAGGACACAGAAAAAGCAGAUGGCUGGCUGUGGUGAAAUUGAUCACUCAAUAAAUAUGCUUCCUACGAACAGGAAAGCAAAUGAGUCCUGUUCUAAUACUGCACCUUCUCUAACUGUCCCUGAAUGUGCCAUUUGUCUGCAAACAUGUGUUCACCCAGUCAGUCUGCCUUGCAAGCAUGUUUUCUGCUAUCUGUGUGUGAAGGGAGCGUCAUGGCUUGGAAAGCGAUGUGCCCUCUGUCGACAAGAAAUUCCCGAGGAUUUCCUUGAUAAGCCAACCUUAUUGUCACCAGAAGAACUCAAGGCAGCAAGUAGAGGAAAUGGUGAAUAUGCAUGGUAUUAUGAAGGAAGAAAUGGGUGGUGGCAGUAUGAUGAGCGCACUAGUAGAGAGCUGGAAGAUGCUUUUUCCAAAGGUAAAAAGAGCACCGAAAUGUUAAUUGCCGGGUUUCUGUAUGUUGCUGAUCUUGAAAAUAUGGUUCAAUAUAGGAGAAAUGAACAUGGACGUCGCAGGAAGAUUAAGCGGGAUAUAAUAGAUAUACCAAAGAAGGGAGUAGCCGGACUUAGGCUGGACUGUGAUGCUAAUACCGUAAACCUAGCAAGAGAGAGCUCUGCUGAUGGAGCGGACAGUGUAUCAGCACAGAGUGGAGCUUCUGUUCAGCCUCUAGUGUCUUCUUCUGUAAGGCCCCUGACGUCAGUAGAUGGUCAGUUAACAAGCCCUGCAACACCAUCCCCUGAUGCAAGCACUUCUCUGGAAGACUCUUUUGCACAUUUACAACUCGGUGGAGACAGCAUAGCUGAAAGGAGUCAUAGGGGGGAAGGAGAAGAAGAUCAUGAGUCACCAUCUUCAGGCAGGGUACCAGCACCAGACACUUCCAUUGAAGAAACCGAAUCAGAUGCCAGUAGUGAUAGUGAGGAUGGAUCUGCGCUUGUUGCGCAACACUCCUUGACCCAACAGAGACUUUUGGUUCCUAAUCCCAACCAGACAGUAUCUGAUCGAUCUGAUCUAUCAGGAACUGAUCGAUCUGUGGCAGGGGGUGGAACAGUGGGUGUCAGUGUCAGAUCCAGAAGGCCUGAUGGACAGUGCACAGUAACUGAAGUUUAAGUAAAAAAGUUUUCAGAUCCAUGCUCAAGGUAAAAAUGGUUAUCUGUAAAUUUCUGCCCACAUAACAUUAUACUCAUCCCUAGUAGUGCAUUUUGGGAGUUGGGGUGGGAAGGGGUAUGGUAAGGAUAGACCUGUAAUUAAAAUGUCUAACAUGUCUCUGUUGAGAAAUUUAUUUAAUAUAAGGAACUUGGGUGUUAAUAGUUGAGAGCUGUUUAGUAGUAACCCAGUUUUCUUGAGGUCUGUUUAUAGUUUUUUUAAAUAUCUUCAGUUCUUUUGGCCAGCGUGUAUUAUUUGUGCAUUAACGAUCCUCAUCUGACUCUUGCAUUGUCAUAUUUUUCUGCAUGGAAUGACAUAAAACCAUUACUAAAAUUUGGCACCUAUGAGAUGUCUGGGAUCAGUAUGAACAAGCAGCUUAAUUAAUGUGAGCAUAGAUGUGAAUUUGGGGGUUUAAAAUAGAUGAAUAACAACUAUUUAAUAGUAAAGUUACUGAAAUGGAAAUGUAAAGAAAACAGCUUAUAACUUAUGUUUCAGAAUCUUGUCUGUAACACACUUCAUGGCGUUCCCAUAGGCUUUGCAGUCUAGUCCUUGUAGUUUGAGGUGUCUUGAUCCACAUUUUUCUUUUUGAUUACAGACUUUAUAAUUUAAUAAAUACUAGAGUUUAUCAAAAUUAAUCUGUCUCUUGU
Messenger RNA from Globicephala melas (long-finned pilot whale), 2114 nucleotides. It is a transcript of the gene RNF146, whose product is annotated as ring finger protein 146. The record is from RefSeq and is a predicted model, not a curated record. Gene Ontology annotation, biological process: ubiquitin-dependent protein catabolic process; Wnt signaling pathway. Gene Ontology annotation, cellular component: nucleus; cytoplasm. NCBI's taxonomy places the organism in Eukaryota, Metazoa, Chordata, Mammalia, Artiodactyla, Delphinidae. Gene Ontology annotation, molecular function: zinc ion binding; ubiquitin protein ligase activity; poly-ADP-D-ribose binding.